CUGCCUGUCUGUCUGUCCGUCCGCCCCCGUCCAUCAGCAUCUACCACCGCACCGCUUCCACCAAUCUGCGCGCCGGGAGGACCACCCCAACCCCUGAACCUGAAUCUACCCGCCCUGCCCGCUUAUAAAUAGAGCUUGAGUCACACCGGCAAGUCUUGGUCGUCAGAAAAGGCUCAGGGUUGCAGCAGAACAUCCCCCUCCGUCUAAUCCCCCCUUUCAUCGUUUCUCUGUUUUUAAAGAAAAUCUCAUCCAUUUUCCACUUUCACUCCCCCCCUUUUUUUUCCGAACUGUACUUGUAUUUUUUGAGGCCACUUGCAUGCAUUUUUCGUCUCCCAAAAUGGUUUGCGAGACUAAAAUUGUUGCGGACGAACACGAUGCUAUACCUGGGACCAAAAAAGAGUCGAUUAUGUGGAGCUCUCCUUCGUCCAGUGCGGCUCUGAACCCGGCUGAGGCUAAGGUGGUGCGGAAAGAUGCGGUUUUUAUCCGCGAGUUCGAGCACGAGGAUCAGGAGGAGGUGCGCCGCAUCUUUUACGAGGGGAUCAUGGAGAGGAUACCCAACACUGCGUUCAGGGGGCUCCGACAGCAGCCCAAGACCCAGUUUUUAUAUGCUCUGCUGACAGUAAUGUGCUUUGUCGUGACCAAAUCCGUCACGCUGACCUGCUGUGCACCCCUCAUUCUCAUGGGUGCACGCUACUACUACAGCAGGAAAGUUAUCCAAAAUUAUCUGGACUGUGCUCUGCACACGGACAUGGCUGACAUAGAGGCUUAUUACAUGAAACCCACAGGCUCCUGUUUCUGGGUGGCAGUGCUUGAUGGACACGUCGUAGGCAUCGUGGCGGCGCAGGGCCGUGAGGACGACAACACAGUGGAGCUUCGCCGCAUGUCGGUGGACUCGCGCUACCGUGGCAAGGGCAUCGCAAAGGCGCUGGGCCGUCGUGUUCUGGAGUUUGCCGUGCGCAAUAACUACGCUGCAGUAGUCCUGGGCACGACGGCUGUCAAGCUGGCCGCCCACAAGCUGUACGAGUCGCUGGGUUUCCGCCGAACGGGCCAGAGCGAGGACUACAGGCUUCCUGGGAUGAGCCGCUCGCCACUGGAGAGGCUCUUCUUCCAGAUCCGCUACUGCCGCUACCGCCUGCAGCUUCGUGAGGAGUGAGAGGUGACAGGGAGAGGGAGAGAGAGAGAUGGAGAGGGGGAGAUGGAGAAAGAGAGGGACAGAGAGAGAGAGCGAGAGCGAGCGAGCGAGCGAGAGAGAGAGAGAGAGAGAGAGCGAGGACCCCCUUCACCUGAGAGCCCCGACCGCAUCCUCUCCUCUGACAGCUUUUAUUUAUUUGGUGUCAUUAGAGAUAACUCCAAGUACCACAUAACACUUCUACUAGUUCAUCUUUAAAGUCACUAACGUUUUUUAUUACACUUUUGUUGCUGUUUUUUUUAAUUAUACUUUUACAUUUUAAAUAAGAGUUUGUUUUUUUCCUCUAUUUUAUUAAUCUAUUUUUUGUACCUUUACCCCUCCUUUCCAUUGUGUUAAAGCUAAAGCAGUUUAUUGACAACAUCCUACUGGCACCCCAACUGGGCACCCUCUCCGGCCCCUGUGGUCUUAAUACCAUUUGGCUCGGAUCAAUCGACCCCUCGUUACUCAGUGACCCCCGGUACCCCUCCCCUAUUGUCUGCCUGCUCCCUCUGUUUCCCUUACAUCCUCGGUGCCAAAUUCAAAAGGCACAUUUAAUCACAGGAUUGUGCAACGAGAUAUUUGCAUUUUUGGUUCAAUCGGGGGUGGAUGAAGAAAUGUGUUGGGAGGGGCUCAUAUGGUUUGGCCUUUUGCUGUUCUCUCAAGACACCAUAUUGAAGCACAGCGAGAGUGAUCCCCAUAGUGAGAGAAAAGAUGGCAAGAUGGAAAAAACAGGAAUGUGCCCCUCCUCACACAUUCUGGCCCUUUAAUUAUGGUGGAAGCGAAUCUUCCUUCCUUUUUCUAUUCUUUGUAAUUAGCGCUUUUAUCUCAGCGGAGAGGGUCUCUGAUUGGUUGUGGUGACAGGAGGGUGGAGCUUUUCUCAGCGGUGUCACACUGACCAAUCCCAAGAUACAAUAUAGCUGCAUGUCAGAGCUAGUUUAUGUAUGUGUGUGUGAGUGUGUGAUUGUUGUGACUAUGUAUGUGUGCUUGACAAGACUAUGGUCACACUUUAGACCAACAGUUUUUUGAUGAACAAUGAACGUAUUUUUAAUUUUGCGUAGACAGACAUGCACCUUUCUUGCCAUGAAUCAAGUAUUAUUUGACAAAACAUCACUACUUUCUAUUACGAAUUGUUUACUGAUUUAAAAGAAAGAGAAUUCCUAACAUUUUGGAUAUGUUUAGUAUUUGACCAAUAAUGAGUAAUUUUAUAAAACAAAUUACAAUAACACAUUGUUAUAUGCAAAUUUUUGCUGUUAAACCAACAAAGUAGCUGCAGAAUACACUCCACUUAAUCUGGGUUAUUGGGGAACAACUUGGGUGAGACAUGACUACGAGCAAUACCUGCAAACUUACAGUACACAACUGAGCACAAACAGCAAAUAAUUAUCACAAAAAUAUGUAUAUUGGCAUUAGUAUCACCCCUCCCACCCCACCCUCUUUGCUCAUGUAUUUAUAUUGUGUAUACUGUCAAAGGUUUCUCCCAUAACUACUCUCUCCAUCUCCAUCCUCUGACCAUUCAACCAGCAGUAGAUUCAGCCAUCCACUACUCUGAGCCUAAGUUGUGUCAUCAUACAUUUGUAAAAAGUUAAAGAAAAAGAAAAAAAAACACAACAAAAAAAAAUCACAUAAGAGGAAAAAAAACAAAGGAGAAAAAAAAAAUGAAUACAAAUUGUCAUAAAGUUAGCACCGACCCUCCUUGCCUUGCGAACCCCCCUCCCAAAAAAAACAAAAAACGCAAAAACACACUCCUCCCAAGUCCCAUUCAUGAAUCUGUCUGCAACCCUGGGCUAGACCCCACACCUUCCAUUUGAACCCUGCUCACCCUACGCUGACCUCUGACCUUUCCCUCUCCCUGGUCCCGCCUAUUUCCCCCCACCCACCCAUCUCUGCAUGCGCCACAGAGCCUUGCUGCACUGCUUUUAUUAUUCCAUUUGAAGCUUGUUGGACCAACCCCGGACCCCACCCCCACUCAGAUGUCAUCUAGGCAGUAGUCGGUUCUUGGUCUGCAGCUACACCACCAUUAGUGUCUGCUUGGAAGGGUGAGCUACGGUUGGAUGUGAAGAGAAAACGGAUGUGUUUAUGUUUUAGCCACAUGCGACAGAUAGAACUUAGAAGACGUUUAGUCCAAUACAUGCACUUGGUCUUAGACUUCUGUUACAACCCUAACCCUAAUGCACCUGAAGAUUAUAUUUCAGUGUAGUGUGA
This is a messenger RNA of Sphaeramia orbicularis (orbiculate cardinalfish), 3370 nucleotides long. It is a transcript of the gene aspnat, whose product is annotated as N-acetyltransferase 8-like. Gene Ontology annotation, cellular component: mitochondrial membrane. The coding region runs from base 317 to 1153 and encodes 278 amino acids. The record is from RefSeq and is a predicted model, not a curated record. Lineage: Eukaryota; Metazoa; Chordata; Actinopteri; Kurtiformes; Apogonidae. The transcript is spliced from 3 exons. Gene Ontology annotation, molecular function: L-aspartate N-acetyltransferase activity.